AUGGGGGUGGGUGGCGAAAACUUGCCAAGGGUUUCAGGGAGCUGGCGGAGACCUCAGGAAGAAGGGAGACGGACUCCGCCGGUGGUGUCGCCCGCGGCCCGGGAGGAUCGGGCCUCGUCGUCCCGGGAGCGCUCCACGUCGCGUGGCCGCGGCGCCGCCCGCUCCUCCUCCCGGGACAGCGGCCGCGGAGGCCGGGGUCGAGGCCGCGCUGCCCGCCCCUCGCCCUCGCCCACAGGUGGUCGCGUGCCCGGUUUCGACCCCACAGCCUUUGUGAAAGCGAAGGAGAAGCAGCAGAGAGAGAUCAAGAUGAAGGGAGCGCCCACUUCCCCUUGUCCUGCCCACAUCCCCGCCCCAUUACCUGGCCCCCUGACCUGUGCCCUGGUCUAUCCCCGUUUCCCACCUGUGUCCAUCGCCUGUCACCUGCUCCAUCUCUCCCCUUCCCCCUACCUGCUCCCGCUUCUCACCUGACCUUCGCCUCCUCUCCUGACACCCCCCCAGCUUGGUCUGUGACUCCGAAUGCUUUUCCCUACUUAGGCCGUGUGACCUCAGGCGGGUCACCGGCCCUGGCUGGGACCCCCAAGGGCGCAGCAUCGCCCUUCCCCACAUUAGCUGGGCGCACAGGCGGGCGUCUCCCUCCCGCUCCCCAGGCAGCAGC
Diceros bicornis minor is the source of this 655-nucleotide messenger RNA. Its product is annotated as centrosomal protein CCDC61-like. NCBI's taxonomy places the organism in Eukaryota, Metazoa, Chordata, Mammalia, Perissodactyla, Rhinocerotidae. The coding region runs from base 1 to 468 and encodes 155 amino acids. The transcript is spliced from 3 exons. The record is from RefSeq and is a predicted model, not a curated record.